This is a messenger RNA of Linum trigynum, 348 nucleotides long. NCBI's taxonomy places the organism in Eukaryota, Viridiplantae, Streptophyta, Magnoliopsida, Malpighiales, Linaceae. The record is from the annotation of a GenBank genome assembly.
AUGGAGAAGACUCAGCGGAAGUCGUCACUACUCGUCUGUGCUCUUGCUGAUUGCCUCGUUGUCUCACCCGUUGCCGUCUAUUCGAGUUGUCAGGGAGAAAGAUCGGGAGGUGGCCUCCCGCGGACGUUCGCUGAGGCUUAUCGGUGGUGGGAUUUUAGGGUGACGACGGAAUUAAGUCAACUAAUUCGACCGACAGUUGGCGUCCCAAACAUCACGGGAGAAGCCGGGAAUCUGGCCCCUCUGCUGUGGAAUCAAUGGGAGAAAUGGAUGGCUACACCCUUGCGCACAGUCCUUCAUGCUCCAACCGUCGCCGAAAAGAAGCCGAGAGCCGCCGCCGGGGUAAUUUAG